Phodopus roborovskii (desert hamster) is the source of this 2686-nucleotide messenger RNA. RefSeq names its product SH3 domain containing GRB2 like 2, endophilin A1 (gene Sh3gl2). Gene Ontology annotation, cellular component: cytoplasm; glutamatergic synapse; presynapse. Gene Ontology annotation, molecular function: protein binding. The coding region runs from base 145 to 1203 and encodes 352 amino acids. Gene Ontology annotation, biological process: synaptic vesicle uncoating. The transcript has 9 exons. The record is from RefSeq and is a predicted model, not a curated record. NCBI's taxonomy places the organism in Eukaryota, Metazoa, Chordata, Mammalia, Rodentia, Cricetidae.
GUGUCUCUCCGCACAAGCUCGUGUCCCGCGCGCCGCGCCCCCGCGCCAGCAGCUCCGGUGGCCGCAGGACCAGCGGCGGCCCGGCGACCCUCGCCACAUCUCCGCGUCCGUCGCCGCCCGCCACGCGGCCUCUCGCAUCCCAUCAUGUCGGUGGCAGGGUUGAAGAAGCAGUUCCACAAAGCCACUCAGAAAGUGAGUGAGAAGGUUGGAGGAGCUGAAGGCACCAAGCUAGACGAUGACUUCAAGGAGAUGGAACGGAAAGUGGAUGUCACCAGCAGGGCUGUGAUGGAAAUAAUGACGAAAACAAUCGAAUAUCUUCAACCCAAUCCAGCUUCCAGAGCUAAGCUCAGCAUGAUCAACACCAUGUCAAAAAUCCGUGGCCAGGAGAAGGGGCCAGGCUAUCCUCAGGCCGAAGCACUGUUGGCAGAGGCCAUGCUCAAGUUCGGCAGGGAGCUGGGAGAUGAUUGCAACUUUGGUCCAGCUCUUGGUGAGGUAGGAGAAGCCAUGAGGGAGCUCUCGGAGGUGAAGGACUCCUUGGACAUGGAAGUAAAGCAGAAUUUCAUCGACCCCCUUCAGAAUCUUCAUGACAAGGAUCUGAGGGAGAUUCAGCAUCACCUGAAAAAGUUGGAAGGCAGGCGCCUCGACUUUGAUUAUAAGAAGAAACGACAAGGCAAGAUUCCAGACGAAGAACUUCGCCAAGCGCUGGAGAAAUUUGAUGAAUCUAAAGAAAUCGCCGAGUCGAGCAUGUUCAAUCUCUUGGAGAUGGAUAUUGAACAGGUGAGCCAGCUCUCUGCACUCGUGCAAGCCCAGCUGGAAUACCACAAACAAGCAGUACAGAUCCUGCAGCAAGUCACUGUCAGGCUGGAGGAAAGAAUAAGACAAGCUUCAUCUCAGCCAAGAAGGGAGUAUCAGCCAAAACCACGAAUGAGUCUAGAGUUUGCCACUGGAGACAGUACUCAGCCCAACGGGGGUCUCUCCCACACAGGCACACCCAAACCUGGAGGUGCCCAGAUGGAUCAGCCCUGCUGCCGUGCCCUGUAUGACUUUGAACCUGAAAAUGAAGGGGAACUGGGUUUUAAAGAGGGUGAUAUCAUCACACUCACUAAUCAAAUUGAUGAGAACUGGUAUGAGGGGAUGCUUCAUGGCCAGUCUGGCUUUUUCCCCAUCAACUAUGUAGAAAUUCUGGUUGCUCUGCCCCAUUAGGAUCUCCUGCUGGCUGGCUCACCUCCUUCUGACCCAGAUAGUUAAGUUUAACCACUGCUUUGGUAAUGCUGCUUCCAACACAUCAUGAAUGCAGGCCGCAGUGGAUGAGUCAUCAAGCCCACACAUGUCCCAGGUUGACCUGUGUGCUCCUACAGUUCACCCGGUGAUAGACGGUAUCUUCCAAGGCCCGUUGGCCUGGUACAUGCUUUAAAACACCAUCUGAGAUUAGCCAGUGGUCACAGAACUGCUCUUCACACAGUUCUCAGGAGGGUGUGGUUUCUGAUAAUAUACCUGUGAGCCACAUCACAGAAAAACUCUCCUCACAGAAGAUAUUGUCUCUCACCCAGGGGCCAUCAUCUCAAGGUCUCAAAUUCUCCACUUACAGAAAGUACUUUCUAUUGCACUUUCCCUUCCUAAAUAUGUGAGUCACAGAAUUGUUGGCGAAACAUCCCCCACCAGCAAAUUGUCUGCUGGCGUAAACAACUUGGGCUUUUGAUGUCAUCAGCAGAAGUAUUAAUUUUCUAAAGCACUUUUGUUCUCAUCUAUCUAUCUGUCUAUCUAUCUAUAUCUGUCUGUCUAUAUCUAUCUAUCUCUCCAUCUAUCACAUCUAUCUUCUAUCUACCACCUAUCUAUCUAUCUAUCUAUCUAUCAUCUGUCUAUCUAUCAUCUAUCUCUUACUUAUAAGACAUGCCAGUUUUCUUCCCUCCCUGCUGUUAAAGCAUUUGGAUGGGGGGUUCCCAUUUAUUUCUGAGUGAGUUGGUGAGCAUUCUGUAUAUUGUCUGAAAAAAUGAAAAUUCUCCAGGAUGAAUUGGGAAGACUCUGGUCUCCAAGCUCAGAUUCCUUGCUGUACAGAAGCUGUGUAUAUAUGUGUAGCCCAUUUAUGAAGGACACAGGAAGGGGGAACAGCUGUCUUCCCUUCUCUGUUUAUUUACCCAGGAAUCAGUCCAUUUCCUGAGUCCCUUUGCCACAAAACCAUAGGAGAGAUACACUAGUAAGCAUUUCCCACAUCUCCAUAGAACAAGACAUAGUGACCGUUGCUCCUUCCCACUUUUAUCUUGUUUGUGUUCCUUGAACAUCAUUUGUGUAUAUUCUGCCCUCAAUGAGGACCAAAUAAAGAUGAUUUUUGUGCUUAGCAGUUUAAGUAUGUGGCUGCAUAUAAAAACCCUUUCCCGCUUUCGUCACUACUUUAACCCAUCUGUCACAGCGUCAUUUUGUGUGUAUAGUGCUGUGCAAGCUGAUCAGUGUUGAUAUCUUUUGGUUCUUUGUUUCUUAUUUCUUCCCCUUCAGUCAUGGAAGACCUGUUAGGCACCCAGAGUUCUAUUUAUAUAGCUGUACAGGCUAUUUCAGAGGUUUUAAUGUGCUGCUUCCGAUAUGCCACUUGCAGUCGUGGAUCACGUGGAGUGAAAGGCAAAUCUUCCUGCUUAAUGUAUAAACUCACCAUGGGAAGCAUUGCUGUUUCCAAUAAAUAUUGCUGAAGAUAAAA